AUGGCGGAGAGUACCAGAUUCAAGACUUUGGAGGAACAAAUUAAGAAACAAGAUUCCAAGCUUCAGGAGGUGAUCGAAGGACUACAGGCUUCACACCAUCAACAACAGCAGCUUCGCGAGGAGCUGAGGACAGAGUUGGAGGAAAACAACAAGAGAAUGGAAGGUCUGGUCACAGGAAUCAAACAAGAAUUCAGCGCUCUCAUGAAGAUGUUGCUGGACAAGGAGAAGCUGAAUUUUGAAUCUGGAAGGACCAUGAGCGAUCAACCGCCACUGUUGCCAACGCCACCACCAAAUCAGAGGCUGCACCUAGGAUUCGAAGGCGGCAGAGCGGGAAGAAGGGAGGCAAACAAACUUCUGAUUCCGAAUCCACCCAAAAUUGAUUUGCCCUUAUUCUCUGGGGAAAAUCCAAGAGAAUGGAUUCGGAAAUGCAACAAGUACUGCGUAAACUACCAAAUUCCUGAGGAACAGAAGGUCGAAGUGAUUGAGAUGUAUCUGGAAGGGAAGGCAGACAGGUGGUUCCAGGGUGUUAAGGUGGAGAAACCUGAGAUCACAUGGCCAAUGUUUGAAGAAUUAUUGUGUCGAAGGUUUGAUAACAGGACAGGAAAAGAUGUCGUGGAGGAAUUCAACAAAUUACAUCAAACAGGGAAGGUCGAGGAGUACCAGGAAAAGUUCGAAGAACUCAAGACUCUCAUGGCAGUGAAAAAUCCACAUUUGAGUGAAGAAUAUUUCGUAUCAAGCUUCAUCAGUGGCUUGAAGGACGAAAUUAAGACUAUGAUCCGAAUGUUGAGGCCUACAUCUCUAUUUGAAACUUUCGAGUUGGCAAUACUGCAGGAGAAUGCACUGCACUUGCAGUCCAGGAGUCCUAAAGAGAACGUAAAGCCUAACUCAGAGAAUAGGUUUGGGAUCUCAAAAAGUGCAUCUCAGCAGAUGAGUCACAGUUCACAUUACAGAGUACCCCCUAUUGGUUCAUUCAGGAAUACUCAUUUCAAAGGCAAACCUGUUGCUAAUACUGAAGCAGAACCAAGAAAAAUCUCAGCACAAGAAAUACAGUACAGAAGAAGUCAUGGCCUAUGCUUCAAAUGUGGAGAGAAAUUUGGGCAGGGACACCAGUGCAAACUUGGUCAUUUGAACUUUCUGGUCAAUGAUGAGGAGGAGGAUACUGAAUUUGAGGAUGCACUGGGAGAGCAAGACGAAACCACAGGAAAUCCAGGGGAGGUUAUGGAGAUGUCCCUACACACAUUGUCAGAGGCACUUAAGAGGAAAACAAUCACCCUGGUAGGCGUACUGGAUGGGGAGGAAAUGCUGAUACUGGUGGACACUGGCAGUUCUGAUAGCUACAUUAGCAGUGAGAAGGUAAUCGCAUUUGACAUUCCUUAUAAAUUAGUCAAUCCUUUUUCUGUGGUUGUGGGGAACGGGGCCUGUGUAACUAGUAAGGCAAUAUGUCCUAAGGUGGUAUGGGGAAUUAAUCAGCAUAGGUUCUGCUAUGAUCUCAAAGUAAUGGAUCUAAGUGGAUGGGACAUAAUACUUGGGGUGGAUUGGAUGACUCAGUUCAGCCCUAUAACUUUUGAUUUUCACAAGCUGACCAUUUCCCUACAACAUCAAGGGGAAGCGGUACACUUGCAUGGCCAGGCUGAAGACUGUGAUUUAGAUUUAAUUAGGGGAGGUGAUCUGAGAACAUUCAUUGAAUAUAAGAGACAGUUAUGCAUGUCCAUGAGAUUGGGACAAAGUGAUCAAGGGCAGGGAAAUGACAUCCCUGCAGGGGUCCAGGGUAUUAUUGAAGAAUUUGUAGAUGUAUUUGCAGCACCAACUGAGUUACCUCCAGUCAGGAGUUUAGAUCAUGAGAUACCACUAAAACCUGAUUCUCAGCCCUUCAAAAUGAAGCCUUACAGAUACCCUCACUCACAAAAAGGAGAAAUUGAGCAGCAGGUUAAGGAUAUGUUGCAGCAUGGAAUCAUAAUUCACAGUAAUAGUCCCUUUGCUUCUCCAGUUCUACUGGUCAAGAAGAAAGAGGGGACCUGGCGUUUCUGUGUAGACUACAGAAAGCUGAAUGAAAUGACUAUCAAGGACAGAUACCCCAUACCCAAUGUAGAUGAACUAAUCAAUGAACUAGCAGGAUCUAAGUAUAAAUCAAAGUUGGACCUCACUUCAGGUUACCACCAAAUCAGGGUCAAGCCUAAAGACACAUACAAAACUGCCUUCCAAACACACUGUGGUCACUACGAGUUCCUAGUAAUGCCUUUUGGGCUAACAAACGCCCCGGCCACAUUUCAGGCUCUUAUGAAUCAGAUCUUCCAGCCUUACCUGAGAAAAUUUGUUCUGGUUUUCUUUGAUGAUAUCCUUAUCUAUAGUCCAACAUUAGAGCUACAUCAGCAACAUCUGAGGACAGUCUUAUCAAUAUUAAGGGAGCAUAACCUGUUUGCAAAACGUUCUAAGUGCUCGUUUGCACAACUAACAGUAGAUUACCUGGGCCACACUAUAACAGAAGAAGGAGUGUCAAUGGACAGUUCCAAGAUAGAUAGUAUUCUGAAAUGGCCAAGUCCAAGGACAGUGAAGGAAUUGAGGGGAUUCUUGGGGUUGACUGGGUAUUAUAGAAGGUUUAUCAAGCACUAUGGCAUCAUUCGUAAACCCCUGACUGAAUUGCUAAGGAAGGAUAGCUUCGCAUGGAAUCCAGAGGCUGAAGAGGCCUUUCUUGCACUGAAAAACAUCAUGUGUACUGCACCGGUUCUUAGCCUACCAGACUUCCAGAAACCAUUCACCAUUGAGACUGAUGCCAGUGGAGGAGGAAUUGGCACAGUAUUAAUGCAGGAAGGGCAUCCUCUGGCUUUCCUUAGCAAGGCAUUGUCACCUAAAAACCUGGGACUCUCAGCCUAUGAAAAGGAAUUGCUGGCUUUGGUAAUGGCAGUGACUAAGUGGCGCCAUUACCUUGUUGGAUAUCACUUCAUUAUCAAAACUGAUCAUCAGUCACUAAGGUAUCUGUUAGAUCAGAAACUUACAACUGCUCUACAACACAAGUGGUUCACCAAGCUUCUGGGCCUAGAUUAUGAAAUCCAAUACAAAAAAGGAGUGGAAAAUAAGGUAGCAGAUGCUUUGUCUCGAUUGUACGAAAAGGGGCAGCCUCACAUCACUACCACAGGGUCAUGUCUAGCCUUGACAACAGUUAAGCCAAAUUGGAUACUAGAACUGCAGGGAAGUUACCUCUCAGAUGAUCACUGCAAGGAUAUUAUCUCCCAGUUGCUCUUGGAUCCUAGCUCACAUCCAGGGUAUGAAUGGAACAGUGAUUUGCUGAAAUACAAUGGGAGAAUCUAUGUGGGGUCAACUAAUGGUCUGAGAGCCAGGAUUAUACAGGCAUUACAUUCCUCUGCUAUAGGUGGCCACUCAGGUCAAAGGGGGUGUUGGCAAAGGAUUAAAUCCCUCUUCUAUUGGCCAACAAUGAGGCAGGAGGUUAUUCAGUUUAUACAGGCCUGUGAUGUCUGCCAGAGAUACAAAGCUGAACAUGUACACUUGCCAGGCUUGUUACAACCCUUGCCUAUCCCUCGUUUGGCAUGGACACAUGUAACAAUGGAUUUCAUAGAGAGUUUACCCAACUCUCAGGGUUAUGAUACUAUCAUGGUGGUCAUUGACAGACUGACCAAGAUUGGUGGGAACUGA
Messenger RNA from Coffea arabica (coffee), 3648 nucleotides. NCBI's taxonomy places the organism in Eukaryota, Viridiplantae, Streptophyta, Magnoliopsida, Gentianales, Rubiaceae. The record is from RefSeq and is a predicted model, not a curated record.